CUCGUGACCUAUGCGAAUGAUAUCUGGUACGGGGUACUCUACCAUAAAUGAGCGAGAUGAAUCCAAUUCAAUCUGGAAGUACUAGCAUAAUGUAUUGUUUGCCUUCCGAAGCAUCAAUUCACCGUGGGUGAAAGACUGACAUGGUGAUCCACUCUGUUUGUUAGCGCCACGUGAUCUGUAAGCAACGACCUCUAAGUAAUCUACACCCCCGCUCAGCCUGAGCACCACUCGGCGGCACUGGCUCUCGAAACGCAAUCUCAAUCUUGACCUUCACGAUCGCCCCUCGACUAGGAUCGUCAAGAAAUGUUCGUUCACCUCCCAUCUUUCACCAGCUGGGCUGUAUCGCCAUCUUCGUACAUUACCAAUGACACCCGAGCUUCCUGAGGUGCCGGCCGUGAAGGCAAUGAUAAGUCGCCUAGCAAGCCAAAUGGGAUCCACGGACAAUGAUGACAACAACGAGGCUGGCCUAGGUUCGCAAUCCUCUGUCAGGACACCGCAUAGAUCGCCGAAUUCGAAGGGUCGCUCACUCAGCGACUCCACGCCCCAACUGUCUCCAUCACCUAAAUUCCGUGAACCGCCGCACAUCUCCAAAGACGACCACCAUGCCAUACCGCCCCGGACUCCCCGUCGACCAGAGCUACUCUCACGCGGCCUCUCGCUCCAGAUGCCUCCUCAAGAAAUGCCCAUUGCGAAUUCGGUAGCACAUUUUGCGGCUCGCGUUCCUCUAUCUCCUCAGCUCGAUGCCCACAACACGUAUGCCUCUCCUGCUUCACUGCUCCCACGACGCUCGCGAGGCGCCGAAUUCUCAAGAGCAUGCACCAAUUUGCACCACUCCACGCUUGUGGAUCAAUCCUCCCCCGAUUCAUCGCCGACCAUUACCCAGAAAGGCAUGAUGAUACCAAGAAAGCCUCGAACGAACUCGAUGAUACUCGAUUCACCCAACAUCAAUCACUCUACAUGGGGCAUGGGCAACGGCGAUAGAACAGCAGCGUCCAGCUCUCUAGGAAGCAUCAACAUGCUCGGUUCAGACGACUCUAGUUCUAGCUCCGAUGAGGGCGACCCGAUGGACCCCGAUUUCAACGAUGACCCAAUGUUGAUGACCCCACAAGCCAUGAAAUCGCACAAUACGCCCUUUGGAGGCCUCCCCAUUGGAGCUAACCCAGGCGGCUGGUCGAACAUGUUCUCACCGAGCGGUCCUCCAACUUUCAUGAGCAUACAGCGUGCCCGACUACGGAAAGGCCGCAGCCGCAAGAGCUCCAGUUCCGCCAGCGGACAUAGCUCGCUAGCAAGCCCCGGACCUGCAUCGCCCCCCAAUGGAAAUGGGAAGGGAGAGGGCUAUUUCAACCGAGAAGCAGUGAUGCGCAAGCCAGGGUCUCGCAGAGAGAGCUUAUCACUAUUCGCAAACGAUCUCCACAUAUCUUCAGGGAACGACAGUGGGGAUGAAGCCGUUGUCGUACCCCAAACACCCGGUGUUGUACGAAGGCCUGUCACUCGAAGGGGAAACCUACUACCAAAAUCCAGGCAAUUCGGCCGCAUAAAGGCGGAGCUUAUCGAAGAGUCGGCUCCCAUCGACAGUGAGUUCCGUCGCGAAGCCGAGAUCAUUCGCCAGGUGCGAGAGAGCGACGUAGACUUAGAUCGACCAUCAAACACAACGCAUUCGUCACCCAAUCUAUUACCUACCGUGCCGGGUCUUGACGGCCCAUUGGAGGGCGUUCCAGAAGAGGAGAGCGAAAGCAGUAUGAGUCUUGAUGGUUCAGCCACCAAAGGCCUCUUUGCAGCAUUCAAUGUCAAUGUUGCACGAAACGCUAACGGACGGGGAUCCUGGCAUCACGUUUUGGCGCAAACACCACCUCCUCCUUCCUUUCCUCGUGCGGGCUCUUCCGCCAUUAGCGAGGAUAUAAACAUGGACUCACCAUCAACAUCGAUAUCACAACCCUCUACUAAUGCUAUGGCUGCGCCAGAGUCUAAUAGUCAUAACGGCUGGGCGUCUCGCUCCUCGACUCCACAACCUGUGGCACCCAUCUCUGCUGCAGACGGUUUGAAAAAGUCAAACAAGCGGCGUCGUGAUGAUGAUCUUGAUGGCAACUCAAUCAAGCGCCGGGCAGUGUCUCCUGGAGUAAGCGUCCAGAACAGUCCUGUAUUGUCGCAAUCUCCUGCACAAAGGGAUAGCGGAGUUUGGCAAUCGGCACCCAAGGCUAACCGUGAAAACACCGCGACGUCUGGCCACGCUGCGGGAGAAAGGUCGAACAGUGGCGGAAGUGUUAGCAUGACACCGCUACUUGGCCCCAAGAGGGUUGGACUGCAGGGUAUGACCGAUGCUAACGAUGGCUUCAUGAAGAUGAGCAUCGAGUAGCUGCGUAU
This is a messenger RNA of Aaosphaeria arxii CBS 175.79, 2361 nucleotides long. RefSeq lists its product as uncharacterized. The transcript is spliced from 2 exons. NCBI's taxonomy places the organism in Eukaryota, Fungi, Ascomycota, Dothideomycetes, Pleosporales. The record is from RefSeq and is a predicted model, not a curated record. Gene Ontology annotation, cellular component: site of double-strand break. The coding region runs from base 365 to 2353 and encodes 662 amino acids.